GUAAUUUAUCAAAGCCAUAACAUUUUUUUUUGAAUUAGUCAUGUUUGUAAUAUGUCCUGGUACAAAAUAUUACAUUCAUGUAUUAUUAUUUCAGGUGUUUCAAUAUCGAUUCAAUGGCCAGCGUUGAUUUCUACAGAAACUUUCGUGAUUAUGAAAAAGGGAUUUGGUUCUUUAGACGGCGAAUUUUGGUUAGGCCUUGAAAACAUCUAUGAAAUGGUUUCCCGAGGAAAAACAGAGUUGAGGCUAGAUCUGACGGCUGCAGACGGAACAUCCGUAUACGAAACAUUUCAGAAUUUUAGACUCGAUGAAAGGCCCUAUUAUACUCUUCAUAUCGACAAGGGAGUGGGAACUGCAGGCGAUUCACAUGGUUUAUCAUAUCACAAAGGUAAACAUUUUUCAACUUUCGACAUUGAUCGUGAUGGAGCCAGCAGAAGAAAUUGCGCUAUAGACGACUAUGGUGGAUGGUGGUAUGACAAUUGUGCUUGGGCAAAUCUAAACGGUGAAUAUGUUACUCCUGGUACACAACGACCUGGCAGGCAUGAAGGUGGGAUGAUAUACUACUCAUUUAAAGGCAGAGAAUCACUCAAGGUCUCCAAAAUGAUGUUCCGGCGGGUAUAAAUACAUCCUGAUCCGAUUUUGUCAGAAAAUACAAAAUAUUAUGUUCAAGGUAGUGAUUACUUCUAUGUAAAUGAUAUGUAAAACAUGAUUUGAAGGCAAUACCUUUAUAAUUGUUUCUGAUAGUACGAACACAAGCUUAUUGAAUAACCUGAUAUGAAAAAGUAUGCUUCUAUGUAUUAACUUAUUGUUAAACUUCUUAAAAAAAAAUAUUGUUAACGAUAACGCUUAAUAAGUUCGCAUUCGUGUGUAAAUUCGAAUCACUAUUGCAGCAAUAAAAGUGUAGACAUGAACAGAACAAUCUGAUGAUAACUACGUUUUUAUUACUCCCGCCUCUAUCUUUUUUGUUGUAAAUCCUCUUUUUUUAUAAUAGUCAGUGACAAACGUAAUAACUGAGUGGACAUAAAAAUGUAGACCAUAAAAAGAGGCAAAGUACUAUUAAUUGCACUUGUUAUAGAUAUUUAUUGAAAAAAAUAUAUUGACAUGCAAGUUGUAAGUUUCAAUAUAUUAUCAGUGAUUUUGACGAAAUACUGACCACUGGAAAGGUUUUAUUUCUAUCGAAAACUUUGCUUUCAAAAUAAUGUUCAAUAUUUUUAAGGGCAGGGAAAUUAUUGUUUUCGUCUUUAGAAAAAUGCCUACAUGUCUUUGAUAAUGUUUAAAUAAAGGUUUAAAAGC
This is a messenger RNA of Ruditapes philippinarum (Manila clam), 1290 nucleotides long. RefSeq names its product angiopoietin-related protein 1-like. The coding region runs from base 52 to 618 and encodes 188 amino acids. The record is from RefSeq and is a predicted model, not a curated record. The transcript has 3 exons. Lineage: Eukaryota; Metazoa; Mollusca; Bivalvia; Venerida; Veneridae.